Trachymyrmex cornetzi is the source of this 575-nucleotide messenger RNA. RefSeq lists its product as uncharacterized. The transcript has 3 exons. The coding region runs from base 12 to 488 and encodes 158 amino acids. The record is from RefSeq and is a predicted model, not a curated record. NCBI's taxonomy places the organism in Eukaryota, Metazoa, Arthropoda, Insecta, Hymenoptera, Formicidae.
AAUUGAAGAAAAUGGCUGCAGAAGGUUAUACAUUCGCCAAGUUACCAAAAUGUUAUUUAAUGCCGCAGCUUCAGGAUUGGGUCAUGUACAGGCAGGGUGUUGUUUUCUCGGAAACAGACAAAAAAAAUUUGAUGGAAGAGACCCGUACCAUUUGGGACAUAACAACUAGAAAAAUGCCUAUGGAAAUCGAGAAACCAUCAUUGCAUAUGACGAAACAUCAGUUGAAGAGAUUGACCUUCAACCAAGCCGAGAGAAUCAAGAAAAAGAUUGAAAAGAUCAAAGAGAUAUUCCACAGUGAAGUACGUAAGACACGCGUUUCUUAUGCUCGUAUGAUGUGGAGUACCAUGGAACAUGGAAAAUUUCCUUCUGCGUCAUUCAAAAGAACUUUUUUCACGUAUAUGGCUGGCAAAAAAGCCGAUGGACACGUUUAUAAACCAUGGUUGCCUUCUGAAAUUGUCGGACAAGAUCUUAAUUUUUGUUGCCAAUAAUUGUUGAUUAAUUUACGGUUAUUAGUUGUUCAAUAUAGUUUAGUUAAAUAUUGACAAUAUUUAACUAAACUUUUUAAUAGUAUAUAU